Chinchilla lanigera (long-tailed chinchilla) is the source of this 951-nucleotide messenger RNA. Its product is annotated as olfactory receptor 52A5-like. Bases 1 to 951 code for a protein of 316 amino acids. Gene Ontology annotation, biological process: G protein-coupled receptor signaling pathway. Gene Ontology annotation, molecular function: G protein-coupled receptor activity; olfactory receptor activity. The record is from RefSeq and is a predicted model, not a curated record. Gene Ontology annotation, cellular component: membrane. The transcript has a single exon. Lineage: Eukaryota; Metazoa; Chordata; Mammalia; Rodentia; Chinchillidae.
AUGUUUAAACUGAAUGGCUCAGUCUUCAUGCCUUCUGUAUUGACACUCACUGGGAUUCCUGGCCUGGAGUCAGUGCAGUGUUGGAUUGGGAUUCCAUUCUGUGUCAUGUAUAUCCUUGCUGUGAUUGGGAAUACUACAAUUUUAGUUAUAAUAAAAAAUGAAAACAGUUUACAUGUACCAAUGUACAUUUUUCUGGCCAUGUUGGCAGCCAUAGACAUAGCUCUCAGCACUUCUAUACUUCCCAAAAUGUUAGGCAUCUUCUGGUUUCAUUCUCCAGAGAUUUCUUUUGAUGCUUGCCUAUUGCAAAUGGGGCUUGUUCACUCCUUCCAGGCAACUGAGUCAGGUGUCCUGCUGGCAAUGGCCCUGGAUCGCUACGUGGCCAUCUGCCACCCGUUGAGACAUGCCACUAUCUUCUCCUGGCCGCUCCUGAGUUACCUUGGAGUUGGGGUGACGCUCAGGGCUCUCAUUCUUAUUGUUCCAUGUAUCUUGCUUAUCAAAUGCCGUCUCAAGCACUAUCGAACUACAGUUAUCACUCACUCUUAUUGUGAGCACAUGGCUAUUGUGAAACUGGCCACUGAAAAUACCCGAGUCAACAAGAUUUUGGGCCUAUUGGUUGCCUUCCUCAUACUAGGGUUUGACAUCAUCUUUAUUACCUUGUCCUAUGUUCGAAUUUUUAUCACUGUUUUUCAGUUGCCUCAGAAGGAGGCCCGACUGAAAGCUUUCAACACUUGCAUCGCUCACAUCUGUGUCUUCCUCCAGUUCUACCUCUUGGCCUUCUUCUCCUUCUUCACACACAGGUUUGGCUCUCACAUCCCCCCGUAUGUUCACAUUCUCUUGUCAGAUCUGUACCUGCUAAUCCCACCUUUCCUCAACCCUAUUGUCUAUGGAGUCAAGACGAAACAAAUCCGCAGCCAUGUUUUGAAAGUGUUUUUCUCCAAAAACCCAUCUUGA